CGUCCCCGCCGGACACGUCGGCGGCGCGGCUAGCGGAGCCGGAUGUGCCAAGAUGGCUGCGGAGGUUUCCGUGUCUGCGCUGUUCGCCGCUGCCGGGUGGGCUCCGACCCGCGGAGCCUGAGAGGCGGGCCACAGCCGCGCGGGGUGGCCAGGAUGUCGCAAGGGAGGUCGAGGACGGUGCUCUCCAUCAGGGGUAGAGGAAUGCAGGUGUUACAGCGGAGCUCCCAGACACGCUAAGCCACUUGGAAUCAGUUUUUACUGUUUCGCUUAAAAACGUCUCUAAACGGCUGUGCAUCUUAAGGAAGAGCUUUACCCUGCCUCUGUAAGCAGCACCUCCUGUGUAGGAGACCCAUCAUGCAGCCGCCACCCCAGACGGUCCCAUCUGGUGUGGCUGGACCCCCUCCGGCUGGGACUUCCCGGAGCAUGUUCUGGGGUAGUGGCGGCGGCUACAGGAAGCCAGUCAGUAGUAGUGCCCUGGCAGCUCCACCUUGUCCACUGCAGCCAGUCACGGAUCCGUUUGCUUUUAGUAGACAGAUGCUCCAAAACACCCCUCUGAAUACUUCACCCAAGAGCAGCCUUCCUGCCAGGAAUGACCCAGCCCUGCCAAUGUUUUCUCAGUGGCCUGGCCUGCCUAUUCCUCAUGCCAGUGCUGGGGACAGUGCCCGAGGACCCCAGGAGCCUCUGGCAGGACCUCUGUCACAGCUCAGCACAGAUCCAUUUGCUGGUGUGUCCAACUCUCCAUCGCUGCCCGGGCAUGAGAUGAGCAGGAGUGCCGAAGUCAGUUCCAGCUCAGGACCUGAAGUUCUGACUGCCCCGCUGCAUCCAUCCCACUACAUUCCAGGAGGAGGGCCUGACCAGUCUCAUGGGGCCCAUCAGCAUGGGCCACCUACACCGGCGCAGUGGGGACCAGUGCAGGGCAGCCCCCAGCCCUCCCAGCAGUAUCAUUCACCUGGCCCAGAAGGACUGGUCCAGAGUGUGGGGCCCCAAGCCACCAGUACUCCCCAACUCCCUGCCCCAUCAAGCCUGCACCAUGGCUCUGGCUGCGAGCCCCAUGCCCAGCUGGCAUCUCCUCUGACCCCUUUGGCCAGUGGCAGAGGAAACGAGGCAGCCCCCUUGCAAAGUGGAAACCACUCAGUAGGUAACUUCCACCCUGAAAAUUCAUUCGGGCACAAUCCCAGGGUCGAGAAUAUGUGGGAAAGCCAGGAGUUCAGGCAGAAUCCAGGAGCGAAUCCAGAAGUGAAAGAGCAUUUCCGGGACCCUGCCCCUGGGAAUCCCCUCACUCAGGGAAAUAGUCCUGAAAACCACAUCCACUAUCCCGCAGGGCCUGGGACUAGCCAAGCCUCAGCGGAAACAGCCUCAGGAACGCUCUCCAUGUUUUUCCAAGGGGAAGAGACAGAAAAUGAGGAGAAUCUCUCAUCCGAAAAGGCAGGGUCAGCUGGCCACCUGGACUUCGAUGGUUUCUCCCCCAGCCCUGGACUGGGCCACCUGCUCCGCCCUGCACAUGGGGCUGGUAUUGUCCCUCAGGCCUUUCUUCAGGGCUCCCACAGUGAGACCACACAGCAGGAAGGAGGCACACAGCCUUAUUUCUCUCAUUCUGCAGGCAGCCAAAAUGAUAAACAAACCACUAACAGUGCUGCUAGUGACACUUGGGGUGACACAGUGAGUGCAGGGACCUGUGAUGCUCGUGGCUCACAGUAUGAGAAUGUUGAAAACUUAGAAUUUAUUCAGAAUCAAGAAGUGCUGCCGGAGGAGCCCCUAAGUUUGGAUGCUUCCUCCUCAAGUGAUCCGUUCCGACGCGGGCUCCUUCCUGGACCACCUGUCUCCAGGCAUAGUACCGUGGGCCUCACCCGCGGUGGGGCACUGAACCUUGAGGCCCCGGACACACCCGUGCACCCAGUUCGAUCUGACAGCAUGUCAUCCAGCUACAGCAGCCAGAGCCACCGGAGUCUCCCUGGGUCGGCCAGGUCCCAGGAGCUGGUGGGCACAUUCAUCCAGCAGGAAGUGGGAAAGCCCGAAGAUGAAACGACAGGCAGUUUUUUUAAGCAAAUUGAUUCUUCUCCUGUGGGAGGCGAUUCAGAGGAGAUUGGUGGGAACCAGAAUUACUACAGCACUUUGUCUCAGCCUUCCACUCCAAGCCCACCCAAACCUACAGGUAUAUUCCAGACAAGUGCAAAUAGUUGUUUUGAGCCAGUAAAAUCCCAUUCAGUUGGGGUGAAGCCAGUUGAGGCAGAUCGUGCCAACGUGGUGGGUGAAGUGAGGAGCGUCGGUGACAGCAUGAAGAAGCACAGACCUGUGACCGCACCACCUGACGCCUCCCCAGGCAACCUGGAGCAGCCGCCGGACAACAUGGAGACACUGUUUGCACCCCAGGCCUGCCCCCCGCCUCUUCCCCCGACUGGGGAAGCUGGACAUACAGUGGCACCCCCCUUGGAUAUGGUGCGCCCAACUCCAGAGAAGAGGCCCUUAGCCAGGGCCCAAGGGUCCGUGAAGUGUGAGAGCCCCGCAACGACCCUCUGGGCACAAAAUGAGCUGCCAGACUUUGGUGGCAACGUGCUCCUAGCCCCCGCGGCUCCUGCACUGUAUGUACCUGCAAAGCCUCAGCCACUAGCAGUCGUUCAGCCUCCAGAAGAGAGGCUGCCUGGGCAGCAGUCGCGGAAACCAGCCCCUGCCCACCCCUUGCAGAGCCGAGCUCACCUGAGUGCUUCAGAGAACCUCGAGAACCCUCCCAAGGUGGGUGGCCACGCAUCCCUUCAGUGCCAGGCAAGUUCCAGUUACGCAAGUUUGCUGUCCUCGCCACCCACUGAGGCUUUGCAAAAUCAGCCCGUCCUGAUUGCCCAGCCUGAUCAAAGCUAUAACUUGGCUCAGCCCAUUAAUUUUUCUGCGUCUUUGCCGAAUCCUACCGAGAAGAAUCAGUCCUGGGGAGAGGCUUUGUUGGGGGACAAAUCCGCAGUGAGCAGCCGGGCCCUCGGCACUGAUUCUGGUGAACAUGCUGCUUUGUCCAGGGUCGCACCCAGUGCUGCGGUUGGCUUGUCUCUGCCUAAUGGUGUCAGUAAUAUUCCACAGGGGUCCAGCUCUUCUGAAAUGGGUUCUAAUCAGCCUGCUAAUUUGCUUGUGCAGCCACUAUCCCUUCCAGUUUCUAAGACCUUGCUUCCAGAAAGGCAGAGGACUCAGAAUUCAGAAAAGCUUCUUCCUGAGUUUAUUAACAGCCCUGCUGGAGGCACAGGUGUGGUGUUAGUCCCCCCUGCGAGCAGUACCUUGGUGCCUAGCAGCUUGAAGGCAAAUCACUCCAGUAACCAGGAAGAAGCCACUGGAGCCUUAGACUUUACACUGAGCAGAACUUUGGAAAAUCCUGUAAGACUGUACAGCCCGUCCUACUUGGAGGGCCCAGCCGCUCAGCAGGCUGCCACCAACCCUCCCAGACAGCCUGUGCCUGGGGCGCGUAAUCCAGGCCUUUUCUACCAGCAGGUGAGGGAAGAUGACCAGGACCAGCAAGGCCUCGGAGCCCAGGCAGAGGCGGUGCUCCCUCAGGUGCAGGCUUCUCCCCCACAAACGCCCCAAGCAGCUUCAAAUGCAGAAAGUCCCCUGACACAAGGACAGUCCCAGAACUCAGCCCAGCCACCAGCAAGUUCGGCCCUGGCUGACUCGGGCCAGAAGCCCCUGCCUCGGCCCCCUCAGUCCUCCAGCGCAUCGGCUGUUUCCACUGACUCAAGCCAGGCAGCAGUGCGGCCUGAGCAGCCAUGGCUACAGCCACCACCUCUGAGUGCGUUUGGCCCACCACCUCAGGACCUGGCAUCCUACUACUAUUACAGACCCCUGUAUGAUGCCUACCAAGCUCAGUACCCAGCACCAUACCCGUCGGACCCUGGGACAGCCUCGUUCUCUUACCAGGACAUCUAUGCCCUCUACGAGCACCGCUACAGGCCCUACGACAGCUCCGCAUCAGCCUACGCCGAGAGCUACCGCUGUCCCGAGCCUGAGCGGCCCAGCUCUCGGGCGAGUCACUGCUCAGACCGGCCCUCUGCCAGGCAAGGGUAUCCCGAAGGGUACUAUAGUUCCAAGAAUGGAUGGAGCAGCCAGAGCGAUUACUAUGCAAACUAUUACUCCAGCCAGUAUGACUAUGGAGACCCGGGCCGCUGGGACCGCUACUGUGGCUCUCGAUUCCGGGACCCCCGCACCUGGGACCGGAGGUACUGGUACGACGCUGAGUACGACCCGCAUAGGAAGGAAAGCUACACAUACAGUGGCGGCAGGCCUGAGAAGGGUGAUGACCACUGGAGAUACGACCCUCGCUUCGCCGGGAGCUUCGACGACGAAGCAGAGCCCCACAGGGACGCCUACGGGGAGGAGGCGGACAGGCGCAGCGUGCACAGUGAGCAGUCGGCGCACAGCCUGCCCAGCCGCCGCAGCAGCCUCAGCUCCCACUCCCACCAGAGUCAGAUCUACAGAAGCCACACUGCGACUGCCGCCUCCUUCGAGGCCCCCCCUCCCCCGGGCUCCUUUCACGGGGACUUCGCCUACGGCGCCUACAGCAGCAACUUCAGCGGUGCUCCUGGCUUUGCAGAGUACGGCUAUCCUGUGGACACCUGGCCCGCUGUGGAGCAAGUUCCGUCCAGGCCAACGUCUCCUGAGAAGUUCUCGGUGCCACAUCUCUGUGCCAGGUUUGGUCCUGGCGGUCAGCUUAUCAAGGUGAUCCCUAACCUGCCCUCGGAAGGACAGCCUGCCCUGGUGGAGAUCCACAGCAUGGAGACCUUGCUGCAGCACACGCCGGAGCAGGAGGAGCUGCGUGCGUUUCCGGGGCCCCUUGGAAAAGGCGACACCCACAAGGUGGAUGUCAUUAACUUUGCACAGAACAAAGCGACAAAGUGUUUACAGAACGACACCCUGCUGGACAAGGAGUCUGCGAGUCUCCUCUGGAACUUCAUUGUCCUUCUGUGCCGGCAGAAUGGGACCGUGGUGGGAACAGACAUCGCGGAGCUCUUGUUGCGAGACCACAGAACAGUGUGGCUUCCUGGGAAGUCGCCCAAUGAGGCAAAUCUGAUCGAUUUUACCAAUGAGCCUGUGGAGCAGGCGGAGGAGGAGGAGUCUGGCGAGGCCCAGCUCUCCUUCCUCAUGGACAGUCAGGCAGCCGCCACCAGCACCCUGGAGAAGGAGACUGAGAGAUUCCGGGAGCUGCUGCUCUAUGGCCGCAAGAAGGACGCGCUGGAGUCCGCCAUGAAGAAUGGCUUGUGGGGCCACGCCCUACUCCUGGCCAGCAAGAUGGACAGCAGGACCCAUGCCCGCGUCAUGACCAGGUUUGCCAACAGCCUUCCCAUCAAUGACCCCCUGCAGACGCUCUACCAGCUCAUGUCUGGGCGCACACCUGCUGCGUCCACGUGUUGUGGAGACGAGAAGUGGGGGGACUGGAGGCCACACCUUGCCAUGGUCCUGUCCAACCUGAGCAGCAGUGUGGACGUGGAGUCCAGGACCAUGGCCACGAUGGGCGACACCCUCGCCUCCAAAGGCCUCCUGGAUGCUGCGCACUUCUGCUACCUCAUGGCCCAGGUUGGAUUUGGGGUGUAUACGAAGAAAACCACAAAGCUCGUCUUGAUUGGAUCAAAUCACAGCUUGCCAUUUUUGAAGUUUGCCACCAAUGAAGCUAUUCAACGGACAGAAGCCUACGAGUAUGCUCAGUCCCUCGGGGCCCAGACCUGCUCCUUACCUAAUUUCCAGGUGUUCAAAUUCAUCUACUCCUGCCGCCUGGCUGAGAUGGGACUUGCCACCCAGGCCUUCCACUACUGUGAAGUGAUCGCCAAGAGCAUCCUAACGCGGCCGGACAUCUACUCGCCCGUGCUGCUCGGCCAGCUGGUCCAGGUGGCUUCCCAGCUGCGCCUCUUUGACCCUCAGCUGAAGGAGAAGCCAGAGGAGGAGUCUUUUGUGGAGCCUGCGUGGCUGGUCCAGCUGCGGCAUGUGCACAGGCAGAUUCAGGAGGGCACUGUGCCCUGCAGCCAGGAUGGAGCCGACCCCUGGCAGUGUCCCAGCACGCCGGGCUCUGAAGCGGAGCAGUUGGACGGCCCCGGACUCGGCCAGCUGGUGGGGCUGGAGACUGAGCCAUCCCUACUGCCUGGCCCAGAGUGCCUGAGCCCAGGCGGGCAGCUCCCACCCUCAGCUUUGCAGACUCUCCCUGGCGGCCAGCCACCCCACCCCGCUAGGGUGCCGAUGUUCCCAGUGCCAUCGCCCUUGGGCAAUCUGGAGCCAGGUCCUGGUUACGGAACCCCAGGGUCUGCACUCGGCUUCCCAGAGCCCCCCAGGCCUGAUCCUGUGGCUCUGUACCCGGGGCCAGGCCUGCCAUCUGGCACCUCAUCUCUGCAAGACAGUGGUCCCCUUCUGCAAGCCCAGAGCCUGGACCCAGGUACGGUGCCACGGGAGUCACCUGUCAGAAACUCACUGCCCGAGCCAAGCGAGGAGGAUUUUGGUGGAAAUUUUGCUAAUCUGGGCUCCCCAAGGAUGGCACAGGACCUGGAGACGCCCCCAGCCUGGAACAGCGCUGGCUCAGGAUCAGCACAGCCUGCCCCGCCUCUGACACCUGUGCCUGAAGCCAAGAGAGCAGCCCCGGCAGUCAGGAAAGAGACCAGAGAAGCCAAGAAGAGCGAGUCCUGGUUCUCUCGCUGGCUCCCUGGGAAAAAGAGGACGGAGGCGUACCUGCCGGACGACAAGAAUAAAUCGAUUGUUUGGGACGAAAAGAAAAACCAGUGGGUGAACUUAAACGAGCCAGAAGAGGAGAAGAAGGCUCCACCCCCACCUCCCAUGGCGUUCCCCAGAGCCCCUCAGGGCACUCCCCCCGGGCCUGGCGGGCCUCCCACAGCCUCUGUGAACGUGUUUUCCAGGAAAGCAGGUGGAUCCAGAGCUCGCUAUGUGGAUGUCUUGAACCCAAGCGGGGCCCAGCGGAGUGAGCCAUCCCUGGCCCCUGCAGAUUUUUUUGCUCCACUCGCCCCGCUUCCGAUCCCGCCUAAUUUGUUUGUACCAAACCCAGAUGCAGAGGAGCCGCAGCUUGCAGAUGGGGCUGGCAGUGGGGGGCAGGUACCAGCUGGGGCUCAGGCCGAUCUGGAGCCCACAGAGGACCCCAAGCUGUCACGCUGGAGCUCGGUGAGCUCGCUGUCCCGGGAAGUGGGCCAGCAUUUCCAGCAGGCUCCCAGUGACCCCCGUGCGGCAGGGGGCCCUGCCUUCGGUGCUGUGCCCCUCUGCAGCCCCAGCCAGGCGGCCCCGACCUCCGCCACCUCAGGGAGCUCACGGCCCACAAGGAUUGGCCAGCGGAGAUACCCAGCACUCAACUAGAACUGUCCGUCGUCUGGCCUCGAGGUUGGGACCCUGAAAUGACUGCUGUCUACCAGGAGCCAGAUAGGCCUCUCAGAGUGUCACGGUUCCUGAGUGGACACAGCAGUAACUCGGCCGGUCAUACUGUGCGUCUCCCCUCUCCUGCCUAUCUGUAUUCAUUAUUGCAAAAUUAAUUCCACGGUCCUUUUAGGAUCCUGAGUACAUGAAUCCACUCAGACUUUUUCACAUAAAGGAUGACACUCCUUCCUCAGUUGCUUAGGAUGAUUUAGGGACGUGGUACAGACACUGGAGCGUCGAUGAAGAGAAGCGGGGUCCUGGCGUGGUCCCACACUUCCUGAGGAUCACGAGAGGAAAGUGCCCAAGAGGGGCAGGUCCCGAUCCACUGCAGCCUGGCUGGUGUGCUACCGCGGUCAGCAGCGGCUGGCAGUGGAGGAGAGGCCUGGUUACUGCGGGGCCUGUGUCUCUUUGGGGGUGAAGACAUGGGCAGCCUAACUAGGACCUGGGUGACUCAGGUGCCCAAGCGGGUGGCCCAGCACUGUCACCUGGAGAGCUGUCGAGCCUGCGCUCCUGGUCUGGUUCCAUCCCCAGUGGCAGCCUACAGGUGCCUGUCCCAGAGACGCCAGUAGGGCUGGGGCUCAGGGUGGGUGUGCAGCGGCUGCCCACCCCAAGUGCCCGUGCCAGACCUUGGCUGCCGCGCCGCAGAGCCUCAUGCCCCAGUGACUGCUCUUAGAACUUCUUACUGACUGUGGGGACUGGGAUGGUGGGGAGAUUCAGAUAUUUAUGAAAUCAGUAGGUAAUAAUGUAGGUUCUGCUGGGGGAACAUAAACGGUUUGGUAUUUUAAGUAGAGAAACUAGAAUGUGGAAUUAGUACAGUCCUCCCAGUACCCUGGUUCACCUCAUCCUCCAGGCGAGACCCAGAGCAGUUUCCAGAACGUUUCACAGGCGGCCUGGAGCCCGGCCCAUCACUGGGAAGGCGUCCCCGGGCGCGCAGUGCUGGUGGCCCCAGUUGGGGCCCGGACCCCGGCUUGCUGGAGUCCAGCCCUGCGCAGGGUCUGUGUCAACUGCCAGCCACUUUUGAUCCAAGAAGCUUCCUCCGAGGCAGGAGCUGCUAUUUUUCCUAAAUGCAAAUUGUUAAAUAAAAUAUUUUGGGCUCUCAA
Chinchilla lanigera (long-tailed chinchilla) is the source of this 8468-nucleotide messenger RNA. It is a transcript of the gene Sec16a, whose product is annotated as SEC16 homolog A, endoplasmic reticulum export factor. The transcript is spliced from 31 exons. The record is from RefSeq and is a predicted model, not a curated record. Gene Ontology annotation, cellular component: endoplasmic reticulum exit site; ER to Golgi transport vesicle membrane. Lineage: Eukaryota; Metazoa; Chordata; Mammalia; Rodentia; Chinchillidae. Gene Ontology annotation, biological process: autophagy; COPII vesicle coat assembly; Golgi organization. Bases 355 to 7311 code for a protein of 2318 amino acids.